AUGAGUUUAAAUAAAUUCGUUUGCGGUGUUAAAUACGAUGAAGAAGAUGGUAAAAUUUAUUUGAAAAAAAUAAAUGAGGAAGUUCAAGUGAAAACAACGGAAAGCGUUGUUGCUUCUUGGCGUUACGAAUCCAAUAUCACGGAUGAAAAUUUACAAAAUCAGUUGGAUGUUUCUGCUAAAUUAGCUAAUUACACGAAAGAAGUUUGGAAAGAGACAAUUAAAUACCCGUGGAAAACGUUUAAAGAUGAAGAUGUUAAAAGACAAUUUAAAAAAUUUUCCGUUUUGGGUACGGCCAUAUUAUCAUCGGAUAAAUACGAAAAGUAUGACAAAAUCGUGUCGGAAAUGCAAAGCGUUUACGGUAAAGCAAAAGUUUGUAAUUAUCACAACAGAACAGAUUGUUCGUUACAGUUGGAACCAGAACUCACUGAAAUUUUCACCGAAAGCAGAGAUCCAAACGAACUUAAAUACUAUUGGGAACAAUGGAGAAAUGCUGCUGGAAAACCCGUCAGAGAUUUAUACAAACAAUAUGUCGCUUUAUCAAACGAAGCUGCCGUUUUAAAUAAUUUUACAGAUACAAGUGAAUUUUGGUUGAAAGACUACGAAGCUGAUGAUUUUAAAGAUCAAGUCGAAGUUUUGUGGGAGCAAGUAAAACCUUUGUACCUGCAACUUCAUGCCUACGUUCGAAGGCGUCUCAGAGAACAAUACGGAGAAGAACACGUUUCGAAAAGAGGACCCAUACCUGCACAUUUAUUAGGUAACAUGUGGGCACAAUCGUGGGGAAACGUUUACAAUUACAGUUUACCCUAUCCUGGAAAAGCAAGUAUGGACGUGACAGAAAAUAUGGUUAAACAGGGUUACACUCCGUUAAGAAUGUUUAAAUUAGCCGAAGAAUUUUUCACAUCGUUAAAUUUAAGUCCGAUGCCGGAAACAUUUUGGAAAAAUAGUAUUUUGGAAAAACCUGGAGAUGGUAGAGAUCUUAUUUGUCAUGCAUCCGCGUGGGAUUUCUACGAUGGAAAGGAUUUCAGGAUCAAACAAUGUACAAGAGUUAAUAUGGAAGAUCUGAAUACGGUUCAUCACGAAAUGGGUCACAUCCAAUACUUUUUGCAGUAUAAAAAUCAGCCACUUGUAUACAAGGAAGGGACUAACCCAGGAUUUCACGAAGCUAUCGGUGACGUAAUGGCAUUAUCAGUAUCGACUCCAAAACAUUUGAAAAAAAUUGGUCUUCUCGAUUGCACGGAUGAUGAUUACGAAUCCGAUAUAAAUCAAUUGUACAACAUGGCGUUGGAUAAAGUUGCAUUUUUACCAUUUGGAUUUUUAAUGGAUCAAUGGCGUUGGAGCGUUUUCGAAGGGAAAACAACCGAAUCGAAAUAUAAUUGCAAAUGGUGGCAACUCAGAGAAAAAUAUCAAGGUUUAGCACCAUCGGUCUUGAGAUCGGAAAAAGAUUUCGAUCCUGGAGCAAAAUAUCACACGAUCGCAAACGUACCUUACAUAAGAUAUUUCGUAAGUUUUAUUAUCCAGUUCCAGUUUCAUAGAUCCCUUUGCAUAGCUGCCAAAGAAUACGAUCCGGAAAAUCCGACUUUGAAACCCUUGCACCGAUGCGACAUCUAUCAAAGUCAAGAAGCUGGAAAACUUCUCAAAAAAAUGCUUCAAAUGGGUUCGUCGAAACCGUGGCCGGAUGCAAUGGAAGUAUUGACGGGUCAACGUAAAAUGGAUGCUUCCGCUUUACUCGAUUAUUUUUCGUCAUUGAAAAAUUGGCUGGAAAAAGAAAAUAAACGAACUGGAGAAUUCAUCGGUUGGGAAACUGAAGACGAUGACGAAGACUGUAAAUCAUUUACAUCGCGUGACGUGGCAUCAGGAACGUUAAACAAACAGGGAAAAACAGGUUACGAAGACAACGUACCUUAUUCGUACGCAGAAUUCGUUCAUCAAUACGAUAACGUUUACGAUAAUAAUCCCGAAUACACGAACGAAAUAAAACCGUCAUUUUAUUCUUCGGUUAUAUUUAAAACUAAAAACGACGUGGUACCAGAAAAAUUUUUAAUAUUAGACGAUAAUCAAUUGAAAAAAUCAAACGAUUUAACGAAUGCUAUCGCGUCGGAAAAUGGUUUGAAAAAAAAAGAAUCAACGGAAACGACGAUAAACGUUUUACCAUUAUCGGAUUUUUUAAUUAUACAGGAUAAGAAAAAAUUUCAAGAAGAAAUAGAAAAGCGUAAAAAAGUAUUAAAUUUACCAUUCGAAGUAAGAUCGAAAUAUGACGACAUGGAAAAAACGAAAAUAUUAAAUGUUAUCAUACACGAUUUACACAAUGUAAAAAAAAAUAAACAACAACAAUUGAAUAAAAAUCCUAUUGUUGAAUUAAGUGAAAUAAAUUUAUUAAAUGAUAAAAUAAUACCGAGUAUUCGUGUGUUGAACGAUAAUGAUAAGAGUGAUAAGACAAACAUAAAAAAUAAUAAAGUUAAAAAAUCAAUAAAUAAUUUAUCGAAAAUGAAAAGGAUAAUCGGUGAAAACGAGGGGGAUAAUUUAGCCGGCAUAUCGUGCGGUUCCCUAUUCAAAACGUUAAAAUUAAAAGAUUCUUCGCCGCAGAAAAUAUGCAAAACGCAAAACGUCGUUGAAAAUAAUAAUAAUAAUAAUAAGGAAAAGUGUAAAAAUGAAAAACCCCUCGGCGAACUCAUGUGGAAAGCGGAAGUUGUUAAAUCCGGCGCGGAAAAAAUGUUGAAAAAUUUCAAUUUAUCCGAAUUGGGUUUUCAAUGUUCGAAAAUAACGAAUCCCGAAUGGAAAGAAAAAUGUUUGGAAAUGAAUAGAAUAAUGGCGAGCGAUAAUAGCAAGAGCGGAGAACAAACGUUUAAACCUUCGCCGCAACAAACGCAAAAUAAAAUAAAAAGAAAAGGUUCUCGUAGCGUUUUACUAUUGAAAACCGUUACGGAACCAUCGAAACGUGAUACGUGCGAUAAAAAAAAAAAAAUGUCAUUAAACGACGACAUAAAUAUUUUAUUCAACGCUUUGUUCAUUGAUAAUUUUUCAAUUGAACCCAAGCAAAUAGUGAAAAAACAACAACAGGAAAAACCUUUGGAAAAAAAUAAAAAUGAUUUUAUUAUAUUAAUUGGUAGAUUAAAUGGUGGAAAUGCUAACGGUAACGGUAAUAGCAACAGCAACAGCAACAGAAACAGCUACAACAACAUUAAAAAAAAUAAAAAACACGUUAAAAAAUCAUAUAAGGAAUAUCAUUACAUUCCAGGUAAUUCUGUCGUUUAUAAUUCUGUCGUUUUAACUCCUCCGGCUAAAAAUUCAAAACCUGAAAAUAAUAAAAAAGUUUUAUUUAAUUUAAACAAUGACGGUGACGGUGACGAUGACGAUGAUUAUGACGUUCAGGUUUUGUAUAAAAAUUUAGCGGUGUCGUCUUUUACGUGA
Pediculus humanus corporis (human body louse) is the source of this 3408-nucleotide messenger RNA. Its product is annotated as Angiotensin-converting enzyme precursor, putative. Gene Ontology annotation, cellular component: plasma membrane. Gene Ontology annotation, molecular function: metallopeptidase activity; peptidyl-dipeptidase activity. NCBI's taxonomy places the organism in Eukaryota, Metazoa, Arthropoda, Insecta, Psocodea, Pediculidae. Gene Ontology annotation, biological process: proteolysis. The transcript has 15 exons. Bases 1 to 3408 code for a protein of 1135 amino acids. The record is from RefSeq and is a predicted model, not a curated record.